Molecule: messenger RNA, 3790 nt
Organism: Zeugodacus cucurbitae (melon fly)
Lineage: Eukaryota; Metazoa; Arthropoda; Insecta; Diptera; Tephritidae
Gene: Esp
Product: sodium-independent sulfate anion transporter
Exons: 7
Coding region: 876-2834 (652 amino acids)
Biological process (GO): transmembrane transport
Cellular component (GO): membrane
Molecular function (GO): sulfate transmembrane transporter activity
Source: RefSeq, a predicted model, not a curated record
CAUGUUCGAAAACAGUUUAGUUUGAAACAUCGUCGCGUUGAGAUAACUAUUUAAAAGCUAAUAAAUUGCCGCAGUAACGAAUAACGGUCAAAGUUAGUAAAGCUUUAUGCAUAUACAUAAAAUAAAAUAAAACGAACGAAAGAAAGAAAAAGCAAAUCUAGUGUGUGCCAGUAUAAAUAAAUGAAUACAGUUAAUUGACCACAAAAACGUUGCAGCGAUUACAAAGUUAAACAGUUAUAGUGUUAAACGGUUUCUAAAGCACUUUAAGCGCCGCUCAAGUUGGGUGCUGCUUUUGAGCGUUAAAAUCGCCUUUUAUAAGUGCGACAAGUCGGUGUGUUGGCGAAAAUUUGCCAAUAAAUUUCGACUCGUACCCUAGUGUAUAAAACAAAGCUCUAUUGAAAUUUGCAUGCAUUCCCCGAUUGUUUUGAAUUGUGGCGUUGGCUCCUAAUCAAGCAAAAAAAUCAAAAUUCCAAACUAAAAACGCAAAAGGUUUAAACAAAACAACAAAAACUAAAGUGUAACGCAAAAACACCACAACAACUUUAUACAAACAACACAAAAAAACCAAAUAUUAAAUAAAAAAUCUUCACAAAUAUUUUCCCUGCAAUCUGAUAACGUCGAAAUACGAGCAGUGGAAUAAUAAAAACAACAAAAUAUUUGCAAAUAAAAGGAAGAGAACAACACCAACACUAACGAAUAGUUUAGCAUACAAACGCUGGCUGUGUGUGCGUCUGCGCGCAAAUUCUACGCCAACGAGCAAAUACUUUCCCAACGACAAACAUACACCACCGAAUAGGAUAGCAUAGAAGUGACAAGUGACAGGUAGUCGUUUGUGGCAGUGACAAGUGUCGCAUACUCUUAAACAAAAAAACAAAAUGAAGACAAAUCCCGCAUUGGAUCACGUGUAUGUGAACGAUGGUUUCAAGUGUUCUUCGAUCAGCAUUACAACGAACGGUACGGAACAGAACGGUGGUAGUGGCGGAUCGCAAGGAUCUAACGAGUUUAUAUUAACUGAAGACGGCAAAAAAAUGAUUCCACCUGUCAAGACCAUGGAUUGUGCCAAAGCCUGGGUGCAAGAUCGCACCCGACGCACCUUCAAUCGCAAGACACUCUACAAACGUCUGCCCAUAUUCAAUUGGUUACCGAAAUAUUCACGAGAUGAUGCUGUGGGUGAUGUGGUGGCCGGUCUCACAGUCGGUUUAACCGUUAUACCACAAGCGUUGGCGUAUGCUGGUGUAGCCGGACUACCCGCAGCAUACGGUUUAUAUGGUUCCUUCUUAGGCUGUUUCAUUUACAUUUUCCUCGGCAACUGCAAGGAUGUGCCCGUUGGUCCAUCCGCCAUUGUGGCGCUAUUGACCUUCCAAACGGCGAAAGGUUCAUGGCAAUUAGCGGUGUUGCUCAGUCUGCUUUGCGGCAUUGUUGAGUUGUUUAUGGGAAUUUUCGGUUUGGGUUUUCUGCUGGAUUUCGUGUCAGGACCCGUCUCAUCUGGUUUCACCUCAGCCGUUUCACUGAUUAUUGUUGCAUCGCAAGUGAAAGACAUUUUGGGCAUACCGGCGCCCGGCACCACAUUCCUGGAAAUUUUAACGCACAUCUACGAGAAUAUCAAGCUGACGCGUGCCUCGGACACAGUGUUGGGUCUCACUUGCAUUGUGGUGCUACUGAUGAUGCGGCUGCUGUCAUCAUUCAAGCUCGGCCCGAAGGAACCCACGCUGCGCUCGAAGACACAGAAUGUGCUCAACAAAAUAAUUUGGCUUAUCGGCACCUCUCGCAAUGCCAUACUUGUGAUCGCCUGCGGCAUUUUGGGUUAUAUAUUGCACAGCGAUGAUGGCAAUAUACCAUUCCGUGUUAUUGGCUACAUUCCACAAGGCAUGCCCGCCAUACAACCACCACCAUUCCACAUGUCGGCCAAUGAAACAGCCUCUGGGCAUGAGGAAGGCUUCAUUGAUAUGGUGAAAAAUUUGGGUUCUGGCCUAAUAGUGCUGCCGCUCAUAUCGUUGAUGGAAACCGUCUCUAUAGCCAAAGCUUUUGGUAAUGGCAAACCGGUCGACGCCUCACAGGAGCUCAUCGCUAUUGGUAUUGCAAAUAUUGCUAACUCGUUCGUGCAGAGCUUCCCAUCCACCGGCGCACUGAGUCGUGGCGCUGUCAAUAAUGCCAGUGGCGUGCGAACCCCGCUAAGCAACAUCUACUCGAGCACUUUGGUCAUACUUGCCUUAAUUUUCUUCACACCCUACUUCUUCUUCAUACCGAAGUCAACGUUGGCGGCCAUUAUCAUUGCUGCCGUUAUGUUUAUGGUGGAAGUGCGCGUAAUCAAACCAAUGUGGCGCGCGAAAAAGAGUGAUCUGCUGCCUGGUCUUGGCACAUUCAUCGCUUGUUUAGUUUUACCGCUGGAAAUCGGCAUACUAAUCGGUGUCGGCCUAAAUGUCAUCUUCAUUCUAUAUCAUGCCGCGCGUCCUAAAAUCACAACUGAAAUCCUCACAACAUCUGCUGGCAAUGAGUAUCUGAUGAUCACGCCCGAUCGUUGCUUGAUGUUCCCCUCGGUGGAUUAUGUGCGCAAUCUGGUGACCAAACACUCGAUGCGACAAAAUGUACCCGUUGUCAUCGAUGCCUCACACAUUUACGGUGCGGAUUUCACGGCGGCCACUGUUAUCGAAUCACUGCUGGGCGAUUUCGCAGCACGUUCCCAACUCUUGUUCUUCUACAAUCUGAAACCCAGUAUUUGUUCGCUAUUCGAGACGCUAUCGCCAGCGGAGUUCGUCGUCUACUAUCAGGAGGAGCAGCUGGAUCAGUUAUUGAAGGAUCGUAAUUAUGAGCAAAAGAAAACGAUAACGGUGUAGUUGCGCGUGGAAAUGUUUGAUAGUAUUGGUAAUUACCGUUAUGCUAUUGUUGGCUGAAAUGUGAUCGUGCUGAGUCUUAGAGAGACACACACCAGAAAAUGGUUGGUUAACUGUUAACUAUACGCGUUUGCUUUAGUCUUAUAAAUAUCGCUUGCUGGAUUUAACUAGUUUAGUAUUUAUAAUGUAGGCAACUUCGAGAUAUGUAUAUAUAUAAAUACGUCCCUAAUUUUAGAUAUGUUUACAUAUUUAAGGCACACCUUCAUACAGGUUAUGUAUGGUGUAUAACUGCAUAUUGCUUUUUCAUUUUGUAAACAUAUUGUGAAACCUAACAAUGGAGUAUUAUUUUAGUAUUGAUCACCAAAAAAAAGGAAAAAAUUAUAUUCUACGCUUUUACAUAUUGAUUUAUGUAUUGUAAAUAUUUGUGAAUUAAUUUAAAUCGAUGCAAGUGCGUUAGACCUCAUUUAGCUUAAAAAUGUAUUUAAAAUUGAUUUAAUUUAUGAAAUGCAAAGCACUAAAGGAGGUAUUGUUAAACGUAGAAUACAAUGAAACGCCAAGAGUGCUAUGUACAUAGUUUUUAAUACGAAACGUUUUGAAUUUCGUAAAAAAUGUUAAAUACUAAUACAUGCUUGUUAAACUUAAAAAUCUUACAAAUUUAAUAAUAUAUAUUGCGUUGAGCAGCUAUUAUAUAAUUAAUGCCACAUUCAAGAAAGCACUUGUUAUGAAGUAGUUAUAUAACUUAAAAAACCAACAACUAUAUACUUUCGCUAGAAAGUAUGUAUGUAUAUAAAAGUCCUAAAAUGCUAGUGAGUCUUACCAUUUAAACGUAAUUUUUAUAUAUUUAUAGUUACUAAUGUUAAGCAAAUAAACGUAAAUAUUUAAAAAUAUAGUGUUAUUUAUGACUUAAAUAUUUAUUAAGUAGCUGUGCAAUAAAGCAAUGAUGUUGAAGUCCUCAGAAA